AAACUAACAGAGAUAACAGACCGACAUGUUCGUUUAGAUAACAGAUAAAUAGCAAGAAACUUCAGCAUGUACUCAAAUAAAAGCGAGGGACCGCGCAGAGUGAGAUCUUUUGACUCAAUCAACCUUGGUCUGACAUUGGAAGAGAAGCAACUAAACAAUGAAAUGAGCAAAUCUGCCUUUACAAAGAUAGAGGAGAAUAAAGACAACAAAACCUUGUCUACAGAGAAGGGUCGGGCUGCUGUUGUGUUUUCUUUGAAAAAUGAAGUCGGUGGACUUGUCAAGGCACUAAAACUUUUCCAGGAAAACCACAUCAACCUUGUACACAUUGAGUCGAGAAAAUCAAAAAGACGUAACUCAGAAUUUGAGAUCUUCGUGGACUGCGAUAGUAACCGUGAACAGCUGUACGAGAUCAUUCAGUUGCUGAAGAAACACGUAAACGUGCUUGAGAAGGAUGCGCCGGACAACCGCUUGCCAGAAGAAAGUGAGAUGGAGAAUGUGCCAUGGUUUCCGCAGAAAAUUUCAGAUCUGGAUAAAUGUGCAAACCGUGUGCUGAUGUAUGGAUCAGAUCUGGAUGCCGAUCACCCGGGUUUCAAGGACAACGUCUAUCGCAAAAGGAGAAAGUACUUUGCAGACUUGGCCAUGAGCUACAAAUAUGGAGAUCCAAUUCCCCACAUUGAGUUCACAGAGGAGGAGGUGAAAACAUGGGGAGUUGUGUUUAGGGAGCUGAAUAAACUCUACCCCUCGCACGCCUGUCGUGAGUACCUGAAGAACCUACCACUGCUCACUAAACACUGUGACUUUCGCGAGGACAACAUCCCACAGCUGGAAGAUGUCUCACGCUUCCUCAAAGAGCGUACUGGCUUCACCAUCAGGCCUGUGGCUGGAUAUCUCUCCCCACGAGACUUCCUGGCGGGUUUAGCCUUCCGUGUGUUUCACUGUACUCAGUAUGUCAGACACAGCUCUGACCCCCUCUACACACCUGAGCCAGACACAUGCCAUGAGCUACUAGGACACGUCCCUCUUUUGGCUGAGCCAAGCUUCGCUCAGUUUAGUCAAGAGAUCGGUCUUGCAUCACUGGGGGCGUGUGAUGACUCCAUCCAGAAACUCGCCACUUGUUACUUCUUCACUGUGGAGUUUGGCCUCUGUAAACAAGAAGGGAAGCUGAGAGCAUAUGGAGCCGGUCUGCUGUCCUCCAUUAGCGAGCUGAAGCAUGCACUAUCAGGAAACUCCAGGAUCUUGCCCUUUGACCCCAAUGUGACAUGCAAACAGGAGUGCAUCAUCACAACCUUUCAGGAUGUCUACUUUGUUUCGGACACAUUUGAGGAAGCAAAAGUAAAAAUGAGGGAGUUUGCAAAGACCAUCAAGCGGCCAUUCUCAGUACGCUACAACUCGUACACACAAAGCGUGGAUGUUCUGAAGGACACAACCAGCAUCAACAAUGUGGUGGAGGAGCUAAGACACGAGUUGGAUAUCAUUGGAGAUGCACUCAACAGGUUAAACAAACAGUUAGGAGUCUGAAGAACCACAACAUCCAUUUUAUAAAAUACAUUUCAUGCCUAUUUCCUACUUCAUGUUUCUGUCACAAAUCUAAGGUCACUUGAUUCAUCACAGUUCUUCUCUCUCAAAUAAUGUAUGGCAUAACUAAUAUGUUUCAUCCUUGAUGAAAUGUACCUGCCAAAUGAACUAAAACCUCUGGUUAAUUUCUGUUGAUAUUAUUAGUCUGGCUCUUUCUUGUUAUGUUUAAUAUGUGGUUCUAUAUAACAACUGUACUAACUGCUUGCAAGUGGAAUUCCUCACAAAAAAAAAAAAAAAAAAUUCUACUUGCAAGGUGACCACAGAGAUUAAAUUCCAGCUAUGCAUGUGAUCUUUAGUCUGCAAAACUGGUGGCCGUAUAAGGUGAUAUGGGCCUAUUGGUGAUUUUAGUUUUGCAUUUAAGUAAUUUGUUUCAAUUUGACAUUGUAUGGCACCUUAUUACUGUCUUUUAGAAAAACAUAGAAUAUUAUUUUGCUUUUUACCCCCUAUGUGCACAGUAUUAUGAAACAAGUCAAAGUUUUGUAUCAUUGUGAGCCUAAUUCAAUGUAUUAUUCAGUGUAUCUCUCUCUUAUUUGUGAAUGGAUGUUUCUCUUCAAGCAUAGAAUAGGAUAUGGACAUUGACUUUUAUUAAAAAUUACAUGUAAAUACUGCACAUGGAAGAAUAUUUGUAAAUUCAUUUCAAACAUUUCAUUUCAAAAUAGCUUCUACAGGAGUAAUUAAUUUACUAUUCAGAAUGAAGAAAAUCUACUUAUCAGUUCAGGUUUAAGAUGUAGAGGAAUUUAUUGCUAAACAUAGUAUUUAUAUGCU
Molecule: messenger RNA, 2340 nt
Organism: Myxocyprinus asiaticus (Chinese sucker)
Lineage: Eukaryota; Metazoa; Chordata; Actinopteri; Cypriniformes; Catostomidae
Gene: tph1a
Product: tryptophan hydroxylase 1 (tryptophan 5-monooxygenase) a
Exons: 11
Coding region: 67-1518 (483 amino acids)
Biological process (GO): aromatic amino acid metabolic process; serotonin biosynthetic process
Cellular component (GO): neuron projection
Molecular function (GO): iron ion binding; tryptophan 5-monooxygenase activity
Source: RefSeq, a predicted model, not a curated record